Molecule: messenger RNA, 1161 nt
Organism: Chanos chanos (milkfish)
Lineage: Eukaryota; Metazoa; Chordata; Actinopteri; Gonorynchiformes; Chanidae
Gene: tmtops2b
Product: teleost multiple tissue opsin 2b
Exons: 4
Coding region: 1-1161 (386 amino acids)
Biological process (GO): visual perception; G protein-coupled receptor signaling pathway
Cellular component (GO): membrane
Molecular function (GO): G protein-coupled receptor activity
Source: RefSeq, a predicted model, not a curated record
AUGUCGCGGACGAUGUUUUCCGAAUCGGCAGAUUUAAACUACAGCUUCAAUGUCAGUGACCAAGACCCGUUCACUUUCCUGGACGAGGAAUGGGACGAGACGCCAACAGAGACGCUUUCUCGAGCGGGAUUCAUAGUCCUGUCCGUGAUCCUAGGUUUAAUUAUGACUUUCGGGUUUCUAAAUAACUUCAUCGUAUUGAUCCUGUUCUGCAAGUUCAAGACACUUCGGACUCCAGUCAACAUGCUUUUACUUAACAUUAGCGUCAGUGACAUGUUGGUAUGCAUGUUCGGAACCACGCUAAGCUUCGCCUCCAGCAUCCGAGGACGGUGGCUUCUCGGGAGACAUGGUUGCAUGUGGUACGGCUUCGUCAAUUCAUGCUUUGGUAUUGUGUCUCUGAUUUCCCUGGUAGUCCUCUCCUACGACCGCUACAGCACGUUAACGGUGUAUAAUAAACGGGGUCCCGAUUACCGCAGGCCCCUGUUGGCCGUGGGGGGCUCCUGGCUCUACUCCCUGAUCUGGACAGUACCUCCUCUGCUGGGUUGGAGCAGUUAUGGCCUGGAGGGGGCCGGAACCAGCUGCUCCGUUUCAUGGACCGAACGGACGGCCCAGUCUCACGCUUACAUAAUCUGUUUGUUCAUCUUCUGCCUGGGCCUGCCCGUCCUGGUUAUGGUUUACUGUUAUGGAAGGCUGCUCUAUGCAGUCAAACAGGUGGGAAAGAUUCGUAGGACCGCGGCUCGGAAGAGAGAGUACCACGUGUUGUUCAUGGUCAUCACCACGGUGGUGUGUUACCUGCUCUGCUGGACCCCGUACGGGAUCGUUGCCAUGAUGGCCACGUUCGGCCGACCUGGUAUCAUCACCCCAGUGGCCAGCGUGGUUCCGUCUCUCCUCGCCAAGAGCAGCACCGUCAUCAACCCUCUAAUAUACAUCCUAAUGAACAAGCAAUUCUACAGGUGUUUUGUGAUUCUGUUUUGCUGCUGUAAGAAGAGGUCUACGGAGAAUGGUCACUCCUCCAUGCCUUCUAAGACCACCGUCAUUCAGCUCAACAGACGAGUGUACAGUAACACAGUGGCCUGCACUGCUCAGAUCUCCACGGGUAUACAGAACCACGGCUGUAGCACGCCCGCUACCGAGAGGACCAGUCCCCCAGAGAUCACACCCUGA